This is a messenger RNA of Neomonachus schauinslandi (Hawaiian monk seal), 1593 nucleotides long. RefSeq names its product carbohydrate sulfotransferase 7 (gene CHST7). The coding region runs from base 133 to 1593 and encodes 486 amino acids. NCBI's taxonomy places the organism in Eukaryota, Metazoa, Chordata, Mammalia, Carnivora, Phocidae. The transcript has a single exon. Gene Ontology annotation, cellular component: Golgi membrane. Gene Ontology annotation, molecular function: chondroitin 6-sulfotransferase activity; N-acetylglucosamine 6-O-sulfotransferase activity. Gene Ontology annotation, biological process: carbohydrate metabolic process; N-acetylglucosamine metabolic process. The record is from RefSeq and is a predicted model, not a curated record.
UCCGCUCCUCCUCCCCCCUCCCGGCGCAGAGGGGCCCGAAGAGGCCGGAGGAGCGGGCUCAGGACGGGAUUUCUGAGGAAGGGGAGAGGACGGGCGCCCCACCCGCUCGGAGGGUGGGGGGCUCGGUGAACGAUGAAGGGCCGGCGGCGGCGGCGCCGGGAGUCCUGCAAGUUUGCGCUGCUCUUGGUGCUGUACACGCUGGUGCUGCUGCUCAUCCCCUCCGUGCUGGACGGCGGCCGCGACGGCGACAAGGGCGCUGGGCACUGCCCGGGCGUGCAGCGCAGCCUGGGAGUCUGGAGCUUGGAGGCGGCGGCGGCGGGCGAGCGCGAGCAGGGCGGGGAGGCGCGGCCGGCCGCGGAGGGGGACGCGGGCCAGCCCCCCCGGCCCCCGGGCAACCUCAGCGGCGCCGUCGGGGAGGCGGUGUCUCGCGAGAAGCAGCACAUCUAUGUGCAUGCCACCUGGCGCACCGGCUCGUCGUUCCUGGGCGAGCUCUUUAACCAGCACCCGGACGUUUUCUACUUGUACGAGCCCAUGUGGCAUCUAUGGCAGGCGCUGUAUCCGGGCGACGCCGAGAGCCUGCAGGGCGCGCUGCGCGACAUGCUGCGCUCGCUCUUCCGCUGCGACUUCUCGGUGCUGCGGCUGUACGCGCCGCCGGGGGACCCCGCCGCGCGCGCCCCGGGCGCAGCCAAUCUCACCACGGCUGCCCUCUUUCGCUGGCGGACCAACAAGGUCAUCUGCUCGCCGCCGCUGUGCCCCGGCGCGCCCCGUGCCCGCGCUGAGGUCGGCCUCGUCGAGGAUGCCGCCUGCGAGCGCAGCUGCCCGCCCGUGGCUCUACGCGCCCUGGAGGCCGAGUGCCGCAAGUACCCGGUGGUGGUCAUCAAGGACGUGCGCCUCCUCGACCUGGGCGUGCUGGUGCCCCUGCUGCGGGACCCCGGCCUCAACCUGAAGGUGGUGCAACUUUUCCGCGACCCGCGGGCCGUGCACAACUCGCGCCUCAAGUCCAGGCAGGGGCUGCUGCGCGAGAGCAUCCAGGUGCUGCGCACCCGCCAGCGGGGCGACCGCUUCCACCGCGUGCUACUGGCGCACGGCGUGGGCGCUCGGCCCGGGGGCCAGGCCCGCGCCCUGCCCGCCGCACCGCGCGCCGACUUCUUCCUGACCGGCGCGCUCGAGGUGAUCUGCGAAGCCUGGCUGCGCGAUCUCCUGUUCGCGCGCGGCGCGCCCGCCUGGCUGCGGCGCCGCUACCUGAGGCUGCGCUACGAGGACCUGGUGCGGCAGCCGCGCACCCAGCUGCGCCGCCUGCUGCGCUUCUCCGGGCUGCGCGCGCUCGCCGCGCUCGACGCCUUCGCGCUCAACAUGACGCGGGGCGCGGCCUACGGCGCCGACCGACCCUUCCACCUGUCGGCGCGCGACGCCCGCGAGGCCGUGCACGCCUGGCGCGAGCGCCUGAGCCGAGAGCAGGUGCGCCAGGUGGAGGCGGCCUGCGCUCCAGCCAUGCGCCUGCUGGCCUACCCUCGCAGCGGAGAGGAGGGCGAGCUGGAGCCGCCCGUGGAGGAGGAGAAGCCGCUUGAGACCGAGGCCGACGGCGCCACGUAG